CCCCCCUCCUCUCUCUCUCUCUCUCUGUUAUCCUUUUUUUCAUAUCUCAGACCUGGUUUUCAAGAAGACGUAUAUAUCCAAUCCAAUCUUAAAGCUCUUAGAUAAACACCAAUUGCAACAAACCCUUUUUCUUAAAUUUUUUUUUUAAACGGCACCAUUGAUAUUCCCACUUCAGCUCUAUUUUACGAGUCAAGAAUUCCCCCAUGUUCAAUGGGAAUGAAUCUUUAUUAUUAUCAUCAACAAACAUUUUCCGUUGUUGUAGAUUGUAGAUUUUUACUGCUAAUUUAGCAAUCAAUCUAUUAAACAAUGGACAAACACCGUAGUAGAUGGACAUAUUCAAUCACGAAGCUUAUUUUCUGGACCACACUUUUUGCAGGUACCAUUCUUUUCAUAUGUUUCCACUCUCCUCCUUCUGAUUCCCCAUCUAUCCACCCCAAGAUGAAAUGGGGCAGCCCACAAUGGGAAAAGCGUGUCAAAUCCUCUGCCCGAUCUCGUUCCGGUCAUUUUACCAUCCUCGUCACCGGUGUUGCCGGUUUCGUCGGGUCCCACGUUUCCGCCGCCCUGAAACGGCGCGGGGACGGCGUCGUCGGUCUGGACAAUUUCAACAGCUAUUACGAUCCAUCAUUGAAAAGAGCUCGUCAGAAAUUGUUAGAACGUAAUGGGAUUUUUGUUAUUGAAGGUGAUAUUAAUGACAGUCAUUUACUCAAGAAGCUUUUUGACAUUGUGGCAUUUACUCACGUAAUGCACUUAGCUGCACAAGCUGGCGUUCGUUACGCUAUGAAAAAUCCUGGUUCUUAUAUCCACAGUAAUAUUGCAGGUCUCGUUAGCGUUUUCGAGGCCUGUAAAUCAGCUAAUCCACAGCCUGCAAUUGUUUGGGCAUCGUCUAGCUCUGUUUAUGGACUUAAUUCUAAAGCACCCUUUUCAGAAAAAGAUCGAACGGAUCAACCAGCAAGUCUUUACGCCGCCACAAAGAAAGCUGGUGAAGAGAUUGCUCAUACUUAUAACCAUAUCUAUGGUCUUUCAAUUACAGGGCUGAGAUUUUUCACUGUUUAUGGACCCUGGGGUCGGCCUGAUAUGGCGUAUUUCUUCUUCACAAAGAAUAUAUUAAAGGGAAAGAGUAUUAAUGUGUUUGAAGGUUCUAAUAAUAAAAGUGUAGCAAGGGAUUUUACUUACAUUGAUGAUAUAGUGAAAGGGUGUUUAGGGGCAUUGGAUACAGCUGAGAAGAGUACAGGAAGUGGUGGGAAGAAGAAGGGAAAUGCGCAAUUGAGAGUGUUCAAUUUGGGGAAUACUUCACCUGUUCCAGUUACUAAGCUGGUUAGUCUAUUGGAGAAGUUGCUUAAAGUAAAGGCUAAAAAGAAUGUGUUGCCAUUGCCAAGAAAUGGGGAUGUGAUGUUUACUCAUGCUAAUAUUAGCUAUGCUCAAAAGGAAUUUGGAUAUAAGCCUAGUACAGAUUUGCAGAUGGGGAUACAGAAGUUUCUUAAUUGGUAUCUUGAUUACUAUUCAAUUAGUGAGAAGAAAAAGAGUUUUUGGUGACAUUACUAAUGAAGCUUUUAGCUACUGAGCAAAUAGAUGUACCCAAAACAGAAAGUAGGAGGGUCUAUGAGCUUGGCACAAGAAAAUAUCGAAAACUUGUAUAGGUAUUUUAAUUUUUAGUGGACCGGAAUAUUUGAUUUUCCUUUAUUUUUUUAACCUUGAACAACUGUAUUAAUGACUUCCAGUUGGGGAGAUUUCAUUAUGUUAGUCAUCUCACAGUCUUAAUGAAUUGUGCUUCCUUCUUUAC
This is a messenger RNA of Nicotiana tabacum (common tobacco), 1780 nucleotides long. Its product is annotated as UDP-glucuronate 4-epimerase 3-like. The record is from RefSeq and is a predicted model, not a curated record. NCBI's taxonomy places the organism in Eukaryota, Viridiplantae, Streptophyta, Magnoliopsida, Solanales, Solanaceae.